CCAUCGGCCCGUGUCCGGCCCGCGCUGCCGCGUCCUGGGAGCCGAGACGGGCGGGCGGGGCGGCCGGGACCGGACGGGGCGGGAGCGGCCGGGUCUGGGGUGUAUGCGGCGGCCGGACGCGCCGGGGCCGGCGGCGGGGAAGCGGGGCGCUGACGGCUGACAGGGGGGCUGCCCUUUCGCCCCCGGAGCAGCAUGGAUGCCCCCCGAAGGGACAUGGAGUUGCUCAGCAACAGCCUGGCGGCCUACGCACACAUCCGCGCUAACCCGGAGAGCUUCGGCCUCUACUUCGUGCUGGGAGUCUGCUUUGGCCUGCUGCUAACCCUGUGCCUACUAGUCAUCAGCAUCUCCUGUGCGCCCCACCCGCGGCCCCGGGCCCCUGCUCCGCGCCGGGACCCCCGCAGCAGCACCCUGGAGCCCGAGGACGACGACGACGACGAAGAGGACACGGUGACGAGGCUGGGCCCCGACGACACGCUGCCAGGCCCGGAGCUGUCCGCUGAGCCCGACGGGACCCUGAGCGUCAACGUCUUCACGUCGGCGGAGGAGCUGGAGCGCGCGCAGCGCCUGGAGGAGCGGGAACGGAUCCUGAGGGAGAUUUGGCGCACCGGACAGCCGGACCUGCUGGGUACUGGCACGCUGGGACCCAGCUCCACGGCCACAGGCACCCUGGGUCGUAUGCACUAUUACUGACCAGCCCCGCUCCCGCUGCAAGGCACUCUGAGUAUUGGACAGACGCAUGAACCCCAGGACGUUGGAACGGCCCCUGCCCACGGUGCUAUGGAGGCCCCACCCCCACACCUUCCCCAGUGCUAUUGCGCAUGGAUCCCCACCUUCCGGGGCCCCCAGUCCUGCCCAGAAAGCCCUUGGGGGAGGACAGGACACAGGAUCCCCAGCCCCUCUCUGGGACCAGUUAAGAGAUGAAAUGACCAAUGAAAACGGCAUUCUCAGUGA
Messenger RNA from Hyaena hyaena (striped hyena), 951 nucleotides. RefSeq names its product eva-1 homolog B (gene EVA1B). The transcript has 3 exons. The record is from RefSeq and is a predicted model, not a curated record. NCBI's taxonomy places the organism in Eukaryota, Metazoa, Chordata, Mammalia, Carnivora, Hyaenidae. Bases 193 to 690 code for a protein of 165 amino acids.